AUAUUCCAGUAUAUUUUAUUGUUUCAAAGCUUUCUGAUCCUGCUGGGUGUGCAAAAACAGGUUCUGAAUCCAGUUAACUGCUUUUAAUCUAGGGUCAGAGGGAAUAAAUGCCAUCCUGUUCCAAGUCUUCUCCUGCUCCUAGUGCCGGCGUUCCCAUCUGUCUGAAGAUAUCACAAAAUCAAUGUUAAGCUGCUGAAAGUGCUUAAGCACAAGGCAUCCAGAAGAAUCUCCAGUUCCUUUAAAACGAAUUAGCUAUAUCUCGAACAAAUGGAGAAAAGUGAAGGCAAGGAGAAAACUCACCACUGUUUAGACUGCAAAAAGAGUUUUGAUCAACUGCGUAAUCUCAAAAUACACCAGCGCAUUCACACAGGUGAGAAACCAUAUCAAUGCUCAGACUGUGGGAAGAGUUUUAAUCAAGUAAGUUCUCUCAAUGCACACCGGUACGUUCACACAGGUGAGAAACCGUAUCACUGCUCAGAGUGUGGGAAGAGCUUCGUUCAACUGGGAGCUCUCAAACUACACCUGCGCAUUCACACCGGAGAGAAACCACAUCAGUGCUCAGACUGUGGGAGGAGUUUCACUCAAAUGGGAGCUCUCAAACUACACCAGCGCAUUCACACCGGAGAGAGACCAUAUAAAUGCUCAGACUGUGGAAAGAGUUAUAUUCAAAAGAGUACUCUGAAAACACACCAGAGGGUUCACACUGGAGAGAAACCGUAUCACUGCUUAGACUGUGGGAAGAGUUUUAAUCGACAGAGUCAUUUCAACAUACACCAGCGCAUUCACACAGGAGAGAAACGGCAUCACUGUUCAGACUGUGGGAAGAGAUUUAAUGACCUAAGUACUCUCCAGAUCCACCAGCGCAGUCACACAGGAGUGAAACCGUAUAACUGCUCUGAGUGUGGGAAAAAUUUUAUUCGACUGGGAACUCUUAAGCUACAUCAGCGCAUUCACACAGGAGAGAAACCGCAUCAGUGCUUAGAGUGUGGGAAGAGUUUUAGUCGGCUGGAUACCUAUAGAGUACACCAGCGCACUCAUACCGGAGAGAAACCGUAUCACUGCUUAAAGUGUGAUAAGAGUUUUAGUCGUAAGGGUGAUCUCACAGCACAUCAGCACAUUCACACCGGAGAGAGACCAUAUAAAUGCUCAGACUGUGGGAAGAGUUAUAUUCAAAAGAGUACUCUGAAAACACACCAGAGGGUUCACACUGGAGAGAAACCGUAUCACUGCUCUGAGUGUGGGAAGAGUUUUAAUCGACAGAGUCAUUUCAACAUACACCAGCUCAUUCACACACGAGAGGAACAGCAUCACUGCUUAGAGUGUGGGAAGAGUUUUAAUGACCCAAGUACUCUCCAGAUCCACCAGCGCAUUCACACACGAGAGGAACAGCAUCACUGUUCAGACUGUGGGAAGAGUUUUAAUGACCCAAGUACUCUUCAGAUCCACCAGCGCAUUCACACAGGAGAGGAACAGCAUCACUGCUCAGACUGUGGGAAGAGUUUUAAUGACCUAAGUACUCUCCAGAUCCACCAGCGCAUUCACACAGGAGAGGAACAGCAUCACUGUUCAGACUGUGGGAAUAGUUUUAAUGACCUAAGUACUCUCCAGAUCCACCAGCGCAGUCACACAGGAGUGAAAUCGUAUAACUGCUCAGAAUGUGGGAAAAAUUUUGUUCGACUGGGAACUCUUAAACUACAUCAGCGCAUUCACACAGGAGAGAAACCGUAUCACUGCUUAGAGUGUGGAAAGAGUUUUAAUCAGCUGGAUACCUAUAGAGUACACCAGCGCACUCAUACCGGAGAGAAACCGUAUCACUGCUUAGAGUGUGAUAAGAGUUUUAGUCGACAGGGUGAUCUCACAGCACACCAGCGCAUUCACACCGGAGAAAAGCCGUACAGCUGUUCCGGGUGUGGGAGGAGUUUUACUCAACGGGGAACUCUCCAGCUACACAAGCGCAUUCACACUGGGGAGAAACCGUAUCACUGCUCUGAGUGUGGGAAGAGAUUCAGACAUUUAUAUACACUUAAGAAACACAAAUGCACUAAAAGCGAGCCCCAACAUAUGCAGUCAGACUCAUUCAACCACUGAGGAACUUUAUGAGGGGGAAAAACUUGGUUUAAAGGCUUGGUUUUCUGAGGCUUAUUUAUAAAACAAUGUAAAGAGUUGCUUUCUGAAUACUAGGUCCAGCCAACGAACCGUACUUGGACACCAUCGUUCCAGACCAGAUCCUCAAGUAGAGUGAUGGGGAAAGUUGAAGAAGUCAUCCAAACUCUUUAUUAUUGUUUACUAACAUAUUGUUUGUAUCCCAGGUGGUAGCUUAGGUAUUGCUAAGUGGUUGCAGUGCUACUCCGUGUUCAAAGUUGAGUGUUACUAAUAUAUUAUUAUCAUUAUUACAUUAUUACUAUUUAUAUCAAUGGGGAAAGGGGGGUUAUUACAAUAUUCAGCUUACUUUUCUUUUCAGAUUGUUAGUGAUAAGAACUAUAAUGGAUGCAUAGUGUGUCUACAAGUAAUUUUAAUAUACUUCAUAUCAUCCAGUCAUGGUGCAGCAUGGAUUCCAGACGCUGGUCUGAAUCUUUGACUUUGAAUGAGCUGAGGAGGCAGCUGACCGAAUGACCGAAUGAAAAAAAAAUCAUGUGAAGCAAAAACACUACUUUUACCUGGGAGAGGGUCAAGCUAUGAUGUUAAGGAAAGAGUAACCACAUAAUAUUAGUAACAUCUUUAUUAUUUAUACAAAGAGCAUGAGAUGAUUUAUGACUUUAAAGACUGGUGCCAGAAUAUAGAGAGCCUACGUAAAGAAACAUACAAAAAAGUACAGAACAAAAGAAAAUAAGCUAACAAAAAUAAAUACAUUGCACAUAUAAAUACACUAAAGAAACAGCACAGAUUACAUGAAAUGGGGUUUACUUUAAUUGUGCCAUGCAGUUUGGAAGAAAGAACCCUGCUUAAUAUAGAAAAGCAGGAGGAAAAUAAUGAAAAUGUAGAAAUCAUUGCAUUUAAUACAUGAAUACAGUUAAACAUUUUGGGAACAUUACCUACCUUUUAUUAUGAAGACAAGAAAAAUGAUUGUUUUAAAAUUGUAUUUUUUAUUUAGUAUUUACUUUUUUAUAUUUAUAUAAAACUAACAAAAACAUUCUCAUAUUUAGUGUAUUUGUUUUGGCACAAAACACAAUUACUAGUGCAUCUCAGAAAAACAGAAUAUCAUGAGAAAUUUGCUAUCUUAAUUCAAAAAGUCAAAUUUUAUUUACACUACAUGUAAAGUGACAUAUUCCAAACUGUUUUUGUUUUUACUUGGCUAAAAGCUUCUGAAAUACAGGAAUACAAAAUGCUAACAUUAACCCAGUUUACUGGAAUAUUUAAAACUUUAAAAAAUAAAAAAGUGUUAAAUGUGCCACUUUAAACGUAAUUAAUACAGAAGAUGACUGUUUACUAAAACACAAAUAUUUUUUUCCAUGAUUUUCUAAUCUUUUGAAAUGCACUAGUAAACAGGACUAAUUAUGCCGUAUCUUAAUCACGUAUGUAUUGAAAAAGGUUUUUUUUUAUCUUUGUUGAAAAUAUGUUAGAUAUCCUCAGUCAAACCUUGAUGUACUGUUAACAAAUAUUAAACGUAUAUAAUAAAAUAAACACUGGUUAUAUUACCUUUAAUUCUCUCUUAGUUAUCUGUUACAUUAGUUAGUAGUUAAUUAGACAAACAGCAGCUCUAAUACAUCUCCUUUAUUUAAUGAGAGCAUUCACUACUUACCUGUCUGGUAGGCAUUUAGAGCUAGUUAACACCCUGAGAGGCAUAUAGUUUCUGUAAUAUAUAAUGUAUAUCCAUGUCGACACUAAUCUCGUGAGACAUGCCACUUGUAGCAGCCUGAGUUUGGAGAAGCACAGGUUAUUUUAUUAUUAUUAUUAUUAUUAUUAUUUUAAUAUGGGAAAUUUACGGACGACAGGAAAGAGGGGUAAAAUACCGUUUCCCGGUCAAAACGGGAGACGUGACAGGUAUGGUAGUGAUCAGCUUCCACACAGUUUGCCUGUAUUUAUUACUGUAUUAUGAGGCGCACUAUUAAUAAACGUCUAUUUCCUGGUC
Molecule: messenger RNA, 4069 nt
Organism: Astyanax mexicanus (Mexican tetra)
Lineage: Eukaryota; Metazoa; Chordata; Actinopteri; Characiformes; Acestrorhamphidae
Product: zinc finger protein 658B-like
Exons: 2
Coding region: 268-2088 (606 amino acids)
Source: RefSeq, a predicted model, not a curated record